AUGUCACGCUACGGCAUAACCUCUCUAAAAUAUUUAGAACCCCAGACAUUGAAAGCCUGGAUCGAUGCCAGUCGUUCUGACCACGGGAAAUUUGCCAUAGUGGACGUCCGAGACGAUGACUUUGCCGGGGGCCACAUCAUAAAUUGUCACCACUAUCCAUCGAGAAUCUUUGAAACAAAAGUCCAUGAUGUUAUCGAGGAAGUUAGAGGGUGUCAGGACAUAGUGUUUCACUGUGCUUUAUCGCAACAAAGAGGUCCUUCAGCAGCACUCAAGUUCUUAAGAUCGCUAAAGGAUGACGACGAGUUCAACGUAUAUGUUUUGAGGGGAGGAUUCUUUGAGUGGCAAAGGGUUUAUGGUAAAGAUAAAUCGGUGACUUUAGAUUACGAUAGUAAUUAUUGGAAGUAUUAUUGA
Messenger RNA from Saccharomycopsis crataegensis, 411 nucleotides. RefSeq names its product phosphatase. Gene Ontology annotation, cellular component: nucleus; cytoplasm. Bases 1 to 411 code for a protein of 136 amino acids. Gene Ontology annotation, molecular function: protein tyrosine phosphatase activity. The transcript has 2 exons. NCBI's taxonomy places the organism in Eukaryota, Fungi, Ascomycota, Saccharomycetes, Ascoideales, Saccharomycopsidaceae. The record is from RefSeq and is a predicted model, not a curated record.